CAAAACGUCGUGUCAGAGUUAAACGAGUCGAAGCUUUAUAUAGGCAUAGUACAUUUAUAAUUCGUCGUCCUCCCUCACUGCUCUGUUGCUCAACCCUACUGUGAUACCUAAUCCCGUGAUGGCCCAAUGGCUUUCCGCCAGCCAAUUAAAAUAAAGGAGGCUGAAGGCAACACGCAACACAUCGCCGUGAUAAUGCUGCUUUGUCAACUACUCUCGUCCAGGUGUUUUUUAUUUGUCAUCCUUUUUCCUGUUUUGGUUGGUGCAGAACAAGAUUUUCAUUAUGACACUGAUGUAUUGAUUCUAGGUGCUGGUAUAAGUGGAAUAGCUGCAGCACAGACAUUGCACAAGGCGGGUAUCGAAGAUUUCAUUAUUCUAGAGGGUGCUGAUCGAAUAGGGGGGAGAGUUAAAGAGGUAAAAUUCCACGGAACUACGAUUGAACUUGGUGCUAACUGGAUACAAGGAAUAAAGCACAAUCCUCUGGCUACUCUCGCAAAAAAAUACGGACUGCAGGGGAAAAUAGAAGUGGGAUCGUACAUCGUUCGUGAUGGCAAUACCGGUGCAAACGCAACAGCCAAAGGACACCUUGAUAAAUUCAACCAAGCUCGCGCUGUCAUGGAGAAGAUGAGAGACGAAAGAAGAAAGAAAAAAGAAGAAGAUAUUUCAUGGCGUGUCGGUUUGAGAUUAGCAGGAUGGUAUCCUUCGACUCCCGAAGAAGUAGUUACAGAAUAUGGACAGGCUGACUUCGAAUAUGGCGUUCCACCAAAAUAUAUUUCGAGCAGAACACACAUGCGAACGCACUGCUCGAUUCACUCGCCUUUGGGAAAACAAAUGUUUGUAACAGAUCAAAGAGGAUUUAUAUUUUUAAUUGAGAAAAUUGCCGAAGAGUUCUUAAGGAAAAAUGAUUCUCGUUUGAAAUUGAACAGCAGGGUAAAGUCUAUUAUGUAUGACGAUAAGAAAGUAACGGUGUUGACAAAUAAUGGACACAACAUCACGGCUAAAAGGGCGUUAAUCACCUUUAGUAUAGGAGUACUAAAGAGCGGGCAGAUCAAGUUUAUCUCAGAUCUUCCUCCCUGGAAGAUACAAGUGAUAUUUCAGCUUAAUAUGAUACUCUAUACCAAGAUUUUCCUUAAAUUUCCUUACACAUUUUGGGACGAUGAAGAAUAUAUUUAUUUAGCAUUCAAACACCGUGGGUAUUACCCAGCAUGGCAGAACUUAUGUGACAGAGUCAAAAGACACUAUUUCGGACAGUAAUUAUUUAGUCAUAAAUCUAUAUUUUUAAUUAGGAAUGCCUCGUGUACACAUAGGAAUGUAAUUCUUUAGUUAACUGUUUGCGUGGAAAAUGCGUAAGCA
Actinia tenebrosa (Australian red waratah sea anemone) is the source of this 1350-nucleotide messenger RNA. RefSeq lists its product as uncharacterized. NCBI's taxonomy places the organism in Eukaryota, Metazoa, Cnidaria, Anthozoa, Actiniaria, Actiniidae. Gene Ontology annotation, molecular function: oxidoreductase activity. Gene Ontology annotation, biological process: polyamine catabolic process. The record is from RefSeq and is a predicted model, not a curated record.